Messenger RNA from Mycotypha africana, 624 nucleotides. RefSeq lists its product as uncharacterized. Gene Ontology annotation, molecular function: cysteine-type deubiquitinase activity. Bases 1 to 624 code for a protein of 207 amino acids. The record is from RefSeq and is a predicted model, not a curated record. Gene Ontology annotation, cellular component: cytoplasm. Lineage: Eukaryota; Fungi; Mucoromycota; Mucoromycetes; Mucorales; Mycotyphaceae. Gene Ontology annotation, biological process: protein deubiquitination; ubiquitin-dependent protein catabolic process. The transcript is spliced from 6 exons.
AUGCCUGAAGACCUGCAACAAAAGCCUAUACAGAGAUGGGUGCCACUGGAAGCGAACCCCGAAAUUAUUCAUGAACUUGGUGUAGAUAGUCGAUACAACUAUGUAGAUGUUUUGGAAGCCUAUGAGAAAUUUAGCGCAGAAGAAGAAGCACAUUUAGCUCGUCAUGAGCAGAAUAUCAGUCCGGACGUGGUUUUCUUCAAGCAAACCAUAGGCAACGCGUGUGGUAUGAUUGCAUUAUUGCAUUCGCUUGCGAACAACGAUGAUGAAAUCAUUGGCCCUGGAUUGUUCAACGAUAUUAUUGAAAAGGCAAAAGACAUGUCUGUUGAGGAGCGUGUUGAACUUUUGGAAAAUUGCGAGAAGCUUGCUCAAGUUCAUGAAACAGCAGCGGGUGAAGGGCAAACUGAGGCACCCGAUAAAAACGAUUCCAUUAAUCUUCAUUUUGUAUGCUUUGUUGAAGUUGAUCAGCAUCUUUAUGAGUUGGAUGGUAGGAAACUGUUCCCCAUUAACCACGGUAAAUGCACAAACUUGGUGGAGGGCGCCGCCAAGGUUAUGAAGCAAUUUAUGGCUCGAGAGCCUGAUGAAAAUAACUUUAGUGCCAUCGCAUUUUGUAAAACGGCUGAAUAA